Babesia sp. Xinjiang is the source of this 837-nucleotide messenger RNA. RefSeq lists its product as uncharacterized. NCBI's taxonomy places the organism in Eukaryota, Apicomplexa, Aconoidasida, Piroplasmida, Babesiidae. The record is from RefSeq and is a predicted model, not a curated record. The transcript has a single exon. Bases 1 to 837 code for a protein of 278 amino acids.
AUGGAGAGUGUCGAAAUCGAUGAUGGUAUGACGAUGGACAAGCUGCUUACCGUAUUAAGGGAAACAAAAUGGUUUGAAAAACUAAACAGCCAAAAAAAAAUCUAUAGCCUACUGGGACUAAUUCUGGUUGCAUCCGUACUAAUUGCCACAGCUGUUGGCGUAUCAGCUGGGGAAAAAUAUGUUGUCGCUAUCUUAGGGCCAGUGUUGGCAUUUUUGCUGGUCUCAUGGCUCUGUUCGUUGCAGCAUCUAGGACCUUCGGAUAUGAAAUUGACCAAAUAUCAAAUUUUGGCGGCUGUAACUGUUGUUUUGGUGGUGAUCGGACUCGUGGCAUUAGUGAGUAUAUGCGGUCUCACGAUCAGCGCCGUGACGAGCAAGACAGACGAUAAGCUAUCACCGUACGCAGUGGGAACCGUCGCAUUCGUUGUAUAUUCCUGGUACGCAGCACAAACGCAUCCGUGUACGAUGCUCUUUGAAUACAUCUUUGGUGUUGCGGCUGUGCUCCUGUUAUCAGGUUGCGUCGGCCUCUCAGUUCUCCAUUUCACAUAUGAGAAUCACGUGCAAAAAUCUUCUGCUAUCGUGGCACCCGGAACACUGGCCGCAAUUAACGUCAUCCUGCUAGUCGCCGUUCUCUACUUCGCGCACUGUAUAGGGUUGUUGGAUAUCACCUUCUUCAAGAAAUACAGGGGUUUAACUUUGGGGUCGUGUACAGCCGCGUUUGCACUUAUAGGUGUGGUUGUCGUGGUGAAAAAUGUGUAUAAAUGCGAUGACGAAGGUUUCGAGACAUACUUCUUCACUAUUUUAAUCGGCAUGGCUGUCUUUGUAGCUGCGGCUUACUAA